This is a messenger RNA of Wallemia ichthyophaga EXF-994, 2817 nucleotides long. RefSeq names its product Elongation factor 2. Gene Ontology annotation, cellular component: ribonucleoprotein complex; cytosol. Gene Ontology annotation, biological process: translational elongation. The record is from RefSeq and is a predicted model, not a curated record. Lineage: Eukaryota; Fungi; Basidiomycota; Wallemiomycetes; Wallemiales; Wallemiaceae. The coding region runs from base 1 to 2817 and encodes 938 amino acids. Gene Ontology annotation, molecular function: GTP binding; GTPase activity; ribosome binding. The transcript has 3 exons.
AUGGAUGCUCUCCACCGCAACAAAAGCGGUUUGUUGUCACUACACGAGGCUAAUGACAGAAAGCUUUGUUGCGACGUUAUGGCAUGCACUUCAGAGAAAUGUCUCAGAAGGGAAAUACACGAGGAAGAGACCCAAUUCGUCGUUGUGAACGUGGCGAAGAACCAUGCAGCUGGUAUGGCACUGGUGAGCACCGCUAGUGAAAGACCAGCUGCGUUAAGAAGGAAAGACGAAUUUGAUGAUGAAUCAAUUUCACAAGAUGAAUCAACAGACACACAGGAUGAGCAUGUAAACAUUCAAUUCACCAUCGACGAGCUCAGAGGGCUCAUGGAUAAGCCUACACAGAUCAGAAACAUGAGUGUUAUCGCUCACGUUGAUCACGGUAAGAGUACUCUCUCAGAUGCCCUGGUUGGUAAGGCCGGUAUUAUCGCCUCCAACAAGGCCGGUGACAUGCGUUUCAUGGACACCCGUGACGAUGAAAAGGCACGUGGUAUCACCAUCAAGUCCACCGCCAUCUCCAUGUACUUCCCUCUUCCAAAGGAAGACAUGGACGCCGUCAAGCAACAAACCAACGGUAACGAAUUCUUGAUCAACUUGAUCGACUCUCCAGGUCACGUUGAUUUCUCUUCCGAAGUUACUGCUGCCCUCCGUGUUACCGACGGUGCCCUCGUUGUUGUCGAUUGUAUUGAAGGUGUCUGUGUCCAAACUGAGACCGUCCUUCGUCAAUCCCUCCUCGAGCGUAUCAAGCCUGUCGUCUGUAUCAACAAGGUCGACAGAGCUCUCCUUGAGUUGCAAGUCAGCAAGGAGGACCUCUACCAAUCCUUCUCUCGUACCAUCGAAUCCAUCAACGUCAUUGUCGCUACCUACAACGACCCAAUUAUCGGUGAAUCUCAAGUCUACCCAGAGAAGGGUACUGUUGCCUUCGGUUCCGGUCUCCACGGUUGGGGUUUCACCCUCCGUCAAUUCGCUGGCCGUUACGCCAAGAAGUUCGGUGUCGACAAGGUUAAGAUGAUGGAGAAGCUCUGGGGUGACAACUACUUCAACCCAAAGACUAAGAAGUGGACCAACAAGGAAACCGAUGCUGAAGGUAAGCCACUCGAGCGUGCCUUCAACAUGUUCGUUCUCGACCCUAUCUUCCGUCUCUUCGACGCUAUCAUGAACUUCAAGAAGGACGUCACCCACAACAUGAUCGACAAGCUCGAAAUUCCUCUUACUUCCGAGGAGAGAGAAUUAGAAGGCAAGCCACUCCUUAAGGUCGUCAUGCGUAAGUUCUUGCCAUGUGGUGAUGCUCUCUUGGAGAUGUGUGUCAUCAACCUCCCAUCCCCAACCACCGCUCAACGCUACCGUGUCGAGAACCUUUACGAAGGUCCUCUCGACGAUGAGUCAGCUAUCGGUAUCCGUGACUGUAAUCCAAAGGGUCCACUCAUGCUUUACGUCUCAAAGAUGGUUCCAACCUCCGACAAGGGUCGUUUCUACGCCUUCGGUCGUGUCUUCUCUGGUACCGUCUCAUCUGGUCCAAAGAUCCGUAUCCAAGGUCCAAACUACGUCCCAGGUAAGAAGGAUGAUCUCUUCAUCAAGACUAUCCAACGUACCGUCCUCAUGAUGGGUCGUAACGUCGAAGCCAUCGAAGAUUGUCCAGCUGGUAACCUCAUCGGUUUGGUUGGUGUUGACCAAUUCUUGCUCAAGUCUGGUACCCUCACCACCUCUGAAACCGCACACAACAUGAAGGUUAUGAAGUUCUCUGUAUCACCAGUUGUUCAAGUUGCUGUUGAAGUAAAGAACGCCAACGACCUUCCAAAGCUUGUCGAAGGUCUCAAGCGUCUCUCCAAGUCUGACCCAUGUGUUCAAACUUGGAUCUCUGAGACUGGUGAGCACAUUGUCGCCGGUGCUGGUGAGCUUCACUUGGAGAUCUGUUUGAACGACCUUGAAAACGACCACGCAUCUGUCCCACUCAAGAAGUCCGACCCAGUCGUUGGUUACCGUGAGACUGUCAAGGCAGAAUCAUCAAUGACUGCCCUCUCUAAGUCACAAAACAAGCACAACCGUCUCUGGGUUACUGCUCAACCAAUGGAGGAGGAACUCGCUCGUGACAUUGAAGACGGAAAAAUUACUCAAAGAGAUGAUCCAAAGGCUCGUGCCCGUUACCUUGCAGACACUUACGGAUGGGAUGUCGCUGAUGCUCGUAAGAUCUGGUGUUUCGGUCCAGAAACCACCGGUCCAAACGUCAUGGUUGAUAUUACAAAGGGUGUUCAAUACCUUAACGAAAUCAAGGACUCAUGUGUUGCUGCAUUCCAAUGGGCUACCAAGGAAGGUGUUUGCGCUGAAGAAAACAUGAGAGGUGUUAGAUUCAACAUCUUGGAUGUCACUCUUCACACUGAUGCCAUUCACCGUGGUGGUGGUCAAAUCAUCCCAGUCACCCGUCGUGUCUGUUACGCCGCCUCAUUGUUGGCUGACCCAGGUCUUCAAGAACCAAUGUACUCUGUUGAGAUCCAAUGUCCAGACUCAUGUCUCGGUGGUAUCUACUCCACCCUCAACAGACGUCGUGGUAUGGUUUACUGGGAGGAGCAAAGACCAGGUACCCCAAUGUACACCGUCAAGGCCUACUUGCCGGUUCUUGAGUCAUUCGGUUUCAACGGUGCUCUCCGUGCUGCUACUGGUGGUCAAGCUUUCCCACAAGCUGUGUUCGAUCACUGGGAGCUCAUGAACGGUUCUCCACUCGAGAAGGGCUCUAAGCUCGAGGCUCUCGUUACCGAUGUCCGUACACGUAAGGGUCUUAAGCCAGAAGUUCCACCACUUGAGAACUUCUACGACAAGCUUUAA